Messenger RNA from Nicotiana tabacum (common tobacco), 594 nucleotides. The record is from RefSeq and is a predicted model, not a curated record. NCBI's taxonomy places the organism in Eukaryota, Viridiplantae, Streptophyta, Magnoliopsida, Solanales, Solanaceae.
CACCACCACAGCUCUCCACAAAACUAGAAAACUACUCAAAGCUUUCAGAAUAUUAGUAUUUCUUCUUUUCAUCGUUUGCUCAUCUUAAAGAAAAAAUCAUGGCUAUCCGUGUUCCUCGUAUAAUCAAGAAGUCCUCAACAUCCCUUGAUGUUCCCAAGGGCUAUUUUGCUGUUUAUGUUGGGGAGAAGCAGAGGAAGAGAUUUGUAAUUCCCAUAGCAUAUUUGAGCCAGCCUUUAUUUCAAGAUUUGCUUAGUCAAGCUGAGGAAGAAUUUGGCUUCAAUCAUCCUAUGGGUGGUGUCACAAUUCCCUGCUCAGAGGACAUCUUCAUUGGAAUCACUUCUCAGUUUAGGAUUUAAGAAUAUAGUUGAGAUCUUUUUUUUAGGUCUCACAAUUUUGUAUAUCAUAUUAGGAGAUCGGCUCUUGUACAGUUGAUUAGUUAGGAUCUCAAUGAGGCAUAGCACCACAAACAUUGGUUCUUUUGACUCGCAAAGACUAAUUCAAAGAAUACAUAUACCACAUCCAUUUUUCUCACUUAAUGUGUCCAAACGAAAUUUAUCUUGAAAUUCUGAAUAAUUCAGCUUCUACACGUUUCUA